UUCUGAGGAGGCCCAGUCCCAGCCUCACGGACGCCCUCCGACCCAUCAGGGUUUACCUCCGUCCAUGUUGAGCUUUCCGGUCAGCUUCACAUGCUCACUUUGCUCAAUUACCCACAAGUCAUUGCAGUGAAGUUGAACAUUGAAAGCACAGUAACAUGUAACAAAAGGUUAACAAAGAGCACAGCUCAUGUGAGUUCAGUUCAUAUUUUUUCAUCAUAUCAGUUAAGGGGAUGAGGGUGAAGACAUCACCUCAUCCAAAGAUGGAUGUGACCGGUGAACAGGUGGAGCUGAUCAGGCCGGGGAAAGGUGAUCACAAUCAACACAAGGGCAGGAAGUGAGCUGAUCAGAAACGAGAGAGAGGUGAACAAAAUAAAACAGGAAACCCAACAAUGAGGUGUGAAAAGAAGGAAAUCAUCCAGUGAGAUGCUGCAUGCGGUUCUGUUCCUCCCAGUUGAUGCUGCGUCCUGCCGCGAAUAUCUGAACGAAAUAAUACAAACGAUUAUCAAUCAUAGAAAAACCAGGAGCGCUGAGAUUGGUACAAUGUUUUAUCCAAGCUUCAACCAGCAGGAUGUCUACCACGUGCUGCACAGAAGCCUCAUCAUCGGUCCUCACUGAGCACGAGUCUCUCAUAGAGGUCACCGAGGCCGAAGAAGAGGCACUGAGUGACGUAUGUGCCAGUUGGGAGAAUAGAAAGUAGUACGUAAAGAUGUGCAAAUGGGAAUUUGAAGUUUGCGUUUCCAUUUCAGUGGGGAAACAGUCUGAGAAUUACGGUCGUAGUCGCAUUUGCAACACUGUAAAACAGCAAUAACAGCAAGUCACGCCUCCAAGCUCGGUGUCACUCUAUAUGUUCCAUAUUCUCUCUGCAUCAUCUCUAAAAUAUGGACUCGUUUGUCAAGGAAGCCGUGACGAGCCGCUCCUUCCGCACGGCAAGGUGACAGAUGUUCGGACCGUACCGUCACAUAGGGGGUUCCCUUGUAUCAGCUGAGAGGAAUCCACCAUUACCCUGCGACACGGGGGGGCACCGGAGGCCCGACGGGCCCGGUUCAAUCCAAAUGCUCAAAAAUAUGUUGACCGCCAUCCUGGCAAAUCAAAUGGAGAAGCUCCAGGACCUGAGCCAAUCAGAGCUCCAGGAGCUGCUGGACAGCCCAGAGAGGGUGGAGUCUAUGGCGCUGGAGUCUGACGAGAUCCAGAAUAUUCAGCUGGAGAGAGAAAUGGCACUAGCAUCAAAUCGCAGUCUGGCUGAGCAAAACCUGGACGUGAAGCCUCGCCUGGAGUCAGAGAAGGAGGCACUGGUGGAGAGAUAUUCCCAGCUGGAGGCCAUCCGAGAAACCUACAGACAACACUGCUCCCUGAGAGAUGGGAUGGUGGGUCAGGUGUCCCCAGAGGCCCUGUUCUCCAGACUACAGACAGAGGGGAGCAAAACGGAGGAAGAGUCUGAGGCUCUAGCUGAUGAGUUUCUGGAGGGCUCUCUGUCACUGGACCCCUUCCUCGAUCGCUUCCUCUCCCUGCGAUCCCUCGCUCACAAAAGACGGGUGCGGAUAGAGAAGCUCCAGGAGAUCCUACGACAGAGGAGCGAGGGGAACCCCAACACUAUGACAUCAUCGGCGGGCGCCAACGAGGACCCCGCUACCACCCCCUCCCCGUGGAAUCAACCGACGACAACGGCAGCGGCGACAAAUCCUCAGCUGGCAAACUCCACACCCCAGCCGUCCGGCUACCAAAACGCCCCGCAGCCGGCCACCUCGUCUGCAGGGGGCCUCCCCCCCGGCCUCCCCCACGGUCUCCCCUAUAGCCCGUACCCUGCCUCCCCCCCCAACCAUGCCCCCGCAGCGGCAACAGGCUCCGUCCCGGGCAACGCCCCCUCACAGUACCCUCCGUACCCGGUUUCCGGCUCACCUUUCGCCCCAGCAGGAAGCUACUCCGGCCCCAGGCCCGCUUUUGGGCCUCCGUCUUCAGCCGCCUGCCCCUACCCAACCCCGCCCUCCUUUCCUACCCCACACCCCGGCUCUGCAUUCGGCCAGUACACCCCGAGCCAGCCCCAGAGCGGCCCCGUGCCCUACCCGGCCUCCUACAGCUACGGCGGCUACAGCUACCCGGCCAGGCCGGCGUAUUCCAACCCUCAGUCGCCAACAGGGAGACCCAUCUACAGACCGGGAUACGGAGUUCCACAGCCGUACUCAUGAAAGCACCGCGGCUCCUCCGUCUCAAUUCUUCCUCUCAAAUCUUCCCUCUCUGGCUCUCUCUCCUCCAGUCCGUCUCCCCCUUCGUUUCUGGUCUUCUGAGGUCUCUCGCUUUACUUAUCUUUGUUGCACUAUUUCUCUCUUUCUCUAAAUAUCGGUCUGACGACCUCUCCGGCUUACUCUCUUUUUGUUUCUGUCUCUGUCCCCCCCCCCCGACGACCCACCAACUCCCGCACACUAGUCUCAGGUUGUUGUGUUUAAGUGUUAAAACACUUGUAUCUUGCCCCUCACCCUCUCACUCUUCCCCUCUUCCAUUUCUUCUGUGUGUGUGUUGCUAUUUGGCAAUCAGAACGUCCUCAUAAGCACACAAGUGCACUCCACCUUUUGACACAUGCAUGUCUCUGUAACACACCCCCCUCCCCCCCGUGUCCAGUGGCUGUCUGUCUAUCUUCAUUAUUACUCAUGAGCACAAUGUGCGUAGGGAGCGACUGGUGAUGGAAGUGACCCGUUGAGUCACACGAUGCAACAGAGCUGGUACAGUCGGUGAGUUUAGGAUGCACCACGGCGUCGGCAGUAGCUGCUGGUCCAUCAGCUCUUCCAGGCCCUCCCAUCCGUCGUUAUGCAUAUGCAGGGUCUGUAGACAUCGGGCAAACAAACCCACUGCCCCCUUAUCCCCCCCCUCCCCGACUUAUUUCUGUCAACCAAAGAUCCCAGCAGCUGUGCUGUUGGUUUGGCUCGCUGUGCUAGUUGGUGAGCUACUAGCAUCGUAGCUAACCGCUAACAUGCUAACGACGCUAGUGAACCAAGGGUCUUCUGGUAUAUUUUCCCCUCUUAAAUUUUCCCCAGAUGUGUCGCUGAAGAAGGAAGACCGUUCCUUUCUUUGUCCUUUUGGGGCAGUUCCUUGAGUGCUCGGACGUGGACGGCGUGAACACGUGCUCGCAGGGUCGCGUUGGUGUCCUCUGUGAAAGACGUGCCUCUCACUGAUGAACCCACGGCGUCCUGGUCUGCUGCCGGGUGGGUCUGUAAGGAACCGUUCCUUCAGUCUGCAGGGAAUUCAAACGUACCGCGCUCCCCACAACGAGCCUCCUCUUCAGCUGUUAGCCUGGUAUCUCAUUCACAGAAACGAAUCCCACACGGCUAGCAAGGCCAGACAGGAAGCGUAGUACAGUGGGAUGUCUAUAAAGCAUUACUACAGCGUGAGUUAGUCAGCUAGCUAGCUAGCUAGAGUUAGUCAGCUAGCUAGCUAGCUAGCUAGCUGACUUAAGACCCAGUUUACCCACCAGACCACCGGGUCUGUGUGGGGCAACCACCCGGUCUGUUUAUCAACACAUGCAAAGUGAACCCCGUGGGGGUCCGGGGGGCCGUGAGGGGGGUCAGCCUGUCGUUCAGUUUGAGCUCUACGGACUUUCACUUCUUUGUAACACUUCUGUGUCCUCAUGCUUUCCUCCUGUCCUCCUCCUCUCCAUCACUCUCCUCUUGUCAUCUGCUCGUUGAAUAUGAACUGAUGCUUGACAAUGAUAACCAGAAGAAAAUAGUUUUAUUUCUAUAAGUUCACGCUUUCCGUGAGAAUACAUGUGGUGUGUGUAUAGUUUAAUGGAGUGAAAAUAUAAAGUUGGAGCUCAGUUCUGUGUCAAUUUAAUCAAUACAAAUAAUAUCAUUGGAAUUGAAAUGUAGGUAAUUGAUGAAGGCUCAUUAUGGAUCUUUUAGAGGUACAUGCCACCUCUCUAAAUUUGUAUUACACUGUGGAAUAAACAUGAUGCUGUACUAUCUCAUGAAA
This is a messenger RNA of Gasterosteus aculeatus aculeatus (three-spined stickleback), 3957 nucleotides long. It is a transcript of the gene vps37c, whose product is annotated as VPS37C subunit of ESCRT-I. The record is from RefSeq and is a predicted model, not a curated record. NCBI's taxonomy places the organism in Eukaryota, Metazoa, Chordata, Actinopteri, Perciformes, Gasterosteidae. Gene Ontology annotation, cellular component: ESCRT I complex. Gene Ontology annotation, biological process: protein targeting to vacuole; protein targeting to membrane; ubiquitin-dependent protein catabolic process via the multivesicular body sorting pathway.